AUGACUGAUUUCUCUAAUAUAUCUAUUCUGACACUUCAAGGCUUCAAUUUACCUCCUGAGAGUAUCCCCCCUGCGUUUGUCUUCGCAACACUAGGAUACCUGACCAUUCUCACUUGCAACCUCAUCUUACUAAUCACUAUCAUUCUCAAUAAGAGUCUUCACCAGCCCAUGUAUCUUUUGCUUUUAAACUUGCCCAUAAAUGAUCUUAUAGGCUCUACAGCCCUCUUCCCACAUAUUAUUAAAGAACUCUUAUGGGACACCAGGACAAUAGAGUUUUCAACUUGUGUCACUCAAGCUUUCUUUAUACAUAUCUAUGCAACAGGUGCAGUGUUCAUUUUGACUGCUAUGGCAUAUGACAGAUAUGUGGCCAUAUGUUGCCCUUUGAAAUACAACACAAUCAUGAGUAAUAUGCACACAAUGAGGCUAAUCUCUUUGGUCUGGAUUUCUAAUAUACUUAUGAUAGCUGUGCUUUUUAUCCUUUUGCUGCGUUUACCACGAUGCAGAUCAUUAGUGACUCAUACAUACUGUGAUAAUCCCUCUUUGCUCCAGCUGGUCUGUGUAAACACAACAAUAAAUAACAUAUAUGGACUGAUGACUGUAGCUGUCUGUCAAGUGAUAACAGUAGGCCUAAUUAUAUUUACAUACAUCCAAAUCCUUAUAGCCUGUUUUAGAAACAAGCAAUCUGACACACGUAGCAAGGCAAUGCAAACUUGUGCGACACAUUUAAUUGUAUUUCUCCUAUUUGAAUGCUUGGGUCUUUUCACAAUAAUUUCUUACAGGUUAACAGAUAUUUCUCCACACUUAAGAAAAUUUAGUGGUGUGGCUGCUAUGAUUUUGCCUCCAACAAUGAAUCCUUUAAUAUAUGGCCUAAAAACUAAGGAAAUCAGAGUCAAAGCUGUAAAAUUUUUCAAGAAGAGGAUUUAUACCUCAUAA
This is a messenger RNA of Tachysurus fulvidraco (yellow catfish), 933 nucleotides long. Its product is annotated as olfactory receptor 52E4-like. The coding region runs from base 1 to 933 and encodes 310 amino acids. Gene Ontology annotation, molecular function: G protein-coupled receptor activity; olfactory receptor activity. The transcript has a single exon. The record is from RefSeq and is a predicted model, not a curated record. Lineage: Eukaryota; Metazoa; Chordata; Actinopteri; Siluriformes; Bagridae. Gene Ontology annotation, biological process: G protein-coupled receptor signaling pathway. Gene Ontology annotation, cellular component: membrane.